ACAACAGCAUUAACAUUUGUGGGAGAUGACCUGAUUUUAUUCUGUGUUUUUCACCGGGUCUACAAAACAUUGGGGGAAGUUUGCUUAGCAGAAACCUGAAUAAGGACAUGUUGUAGGACCCCUCCCAGCAACUCCACUCUCCUCCUGCAUCAUCCUGCCUCUAAUGGAGCUUAAAAUCUGCCAGAAGUGCUGGUAACCAGGAAAGAAACGAGUGCUGAUUCCCUCUGCUAAAGAUGGCUCAGAAGUGGGCAGUUCUGGCUGUGCUCCUUUUCUUGCCAAUCAAUCUGGUUGAAGCUCACAACAGGGUGAGGGUAGAGGCUGGUCAUGAAGCUGUGCUGAGGUGCCCCAACAUCUCCAAGACGUUUUUGCUGCUGGUGACAUGGAAGAAGAGUUGCAGCAGUCAGUGCCUGUUGUCCUAUAGAAGGGAUCACAAUAAGACAAGCAGGCUGAACUUCAGUGAGAGGAUCACGUGGAAAUAUUCACCUGCCAGUGACCCUGCGCUUCGUAUUUACCCUGUGAGCCUCGGGGAUGAGGGAAAUUACACCUGUGAAACUGCCAACAGUGAAGGGAGUUUUCAUUUUUUCUCUUCUCUGACUGUGAUAGUCCCUCCUACGGUGACUCUGACCCACGACAAGAGCAGGGUGGCUGUGUGUCAGGCAUCUGCAGGAAAGCCACCUGCUGACAUCUCCUGGAUCCCUGAAAGCAAUCACAGCUCCGAGGAAGAAUUCCAUCACCCCAAUGGAACAGUAACCAGAGUGAGCUACUUUGGCUGGGUCAACAGCUCAUUUCCCUCUGUCACCUGCCUGGUCACCCACCCAGCCAGGAACCAGUCUCUGGUCAUGGACCUGAGAGACACUUCCCAUGGGCUUCUCUACAUCCUGAUCAAAGCAGCCGUAGGUGUCGGUGUUGUCUUUGGCCUGAGUUUAUGCUUGAUUUUCAGGCACAGAGUUUGCUGGUUAUGUAAACAGGCAUGUGGCCCGGCGGAAGAAUUUACAACUGAACCCUUCAAGUUCCCACCUUCCCGUGUGAGAAGAGAAGCAGUCAGGCCUCCUGGCUUUCCAGAGAAAAUCUAUGAGAAUUACAACCCAAGAUCUAUUUAUGUAUACUUAGAAGUGUAGUCACAAGUAGCCAGCUCAGCUACUAAUGAUACUCAGCUGCGUGAUCUUUCACUUCAGCUCUUAAGACCUUACCCACAAAAGCCUUUGUCUUUCCUGACCUGAUGAUGGUGGGGCAGAAAGGCCCAUUUUACUAAGUUUUUUUUCCUCUUACU
Molecule: messenger RNA, 1270 nt
Organism: Hirundo rustica (Barn swallow)
Lineage: Eukaryota; Metazoa; Chordata; Aves; Passeriformes; Hirundinidae
Product: cell surface glycoprotein CD200 receptor 1-A-like
Exons: 7
Coding region: 234-1118 (294 amino acids)
Biological process (GO): regulation of neuroinflammatory response
Cellular component (GO): external side of plasma membrane
Molecular function (GO): signaling receptor activity
Source: RefSeq, a predicted model, not a curated record